UAUCAUGCCUCCAAAAUUUAGUCGACUCAAUGGGGACGACAGAAAUUCUGCGAGGCCAUCAGAAAGGGUAAGCUUAUAAAGUUGGACCAAAAUUCUGUUAUAUGUAAACUUAAUUUAUUAUGAUCAAUUAGAUCUUUGCCCUUGUGUUGUAGAAAAUAUAACCUAUUUUCACAUGGGCAGUCUCUUGCCUGUUUUCCUUCUGAAUGUAAUACAGUUGGAAUGAAGCUGUGUAAAAUUACAUUAUGUGAUUUUAUGCAAUUUAUUUGAUAUACAUUUAUACAUAAUAAUACUGAGAAUUGAAAGUACUGAUUUAUUAUUAUAUUUAUUCAGUAUAUACUAUGCUAGCAUUAUUGUCUGCCAUGUGAUACCAGUUAAAGGACAUCUUACUCAUUGCUUUUUUUCAUGAUCCCAGUAUUGAUCACUCAAGAAAAACAAAAAUAAACAACAACAGAAGAUGAGACCAUCUUUUUGGUCAUCUGAGCUAUGCUAAGGACUAGCCUUAGUUUGUUGCUUAGUUAUUGUAAGACUCUGAGUAUUGGUAGCGUGCAAAGAAAGUAGUGUCCGAUAGCCUGGGGCUCGUGAAUAUUGCUAUCGGGCUAGUGAAUUCUGUUUUUAACUUGCCCGAUGGGCAACUGAUGUUUUUUUAGGAAUUCAAAUAACAGAAGAACUGUGAAAUCAAUUCUGCCGAUCAAAAAAUUUUGGGGGCUAGUUGAAAUGACAUCUGGGCUAGUAAGUGCUAGCUUCAGCUUGCCCGAAUGGCAAGCUGUAAAAAUGAUUUUCUUUGCACCCUGAUUGGACUAGCCUUGGGGUAUCAUUCAUCCUGUGACCACCUACUGCUCUUUAGGCCACCGUUCAGUCUAUUAACAGAGCUACAGUAUAACGUGCCAUGGCACAAAGUUUGCCAAUUGCAGGAUAUAUGUUACAACAAAGCUUAGUAAACUGCCUUUUGUCUCUUUACUGUGCAUUGUACAAGGUGUCUUUGAAGUUAGACCAUCCAACCAGUAUCUGGGGCUCAUUUUUUACUUUUUCUCAUAUUCAAGAUAUGAUUAACAUUUAAACUUUUUUUCACUACACUCCUUCAACAGAAGGUUAACUUCAUACUGACUGGGUUUUGUUUUCACUUCAGGCAAGUUUGCUUGAUGAUUCAGAUGAUGAAGAUGGAUCGAACAUGUAAGUUUGUUUUUAUUCAAGUCUUUUGAGGGAAAGUUAAAUUGAAUUUAUUCUCCAUACUGCUGCAAAUGAAAAGACCUCUAUUUUUGAAUUUUUUUUUCUGGAAGUGUUGUUAUGUAUAUGUACAAACUAUGUGUAUAGUGUACGUGUGCAAUUUAGGCCAUUAGCAUGAUAAUUAUGCCACACCAUUGAUGACCUCACGUCAUAAUUACAGUUGAACCUCUCUACAACAGCCACCUUGAAACAAGAGUGAAUGUACAUUUAUGGACUGUCUGCCAAAAAAAAUGGCUGUUGUAGAGAUGUGGCCAUGGUGGAGAGGUGGCUGUUAGUGGAGGUUCAACUGUAUCGGCUUAAGAUGGGAUCAGCUUUUUCAAGCAGGAAAUAUUUAAUGUUUGUUGGAUUGUCCAGAUCACAGACAUAACAAAACCUGCUCAGGACAGAUCAAAAGGUGUUCAGGAGUUUUAGAUCUGUGCUUCAUUUUUUUGUUUUUAACCAAGAUUUGCAGCGCCAGAUGAAUUUCAUCACAUUAAACGUCAGCCCACAAUGAAGGAUGGUAUUGCCAAGGUGAAGUCAGAAAUAAAAGGUGUCAUGGGAGUAAUGCAAAAUAACAUCUCCAAAGUGCUUGAUAGGGGGGCAAAGUUAGAGGAUUUACAAGACAAAUCAGGUAUGCCGUCAACAAUGUGCUGGGUUGAUAACAAGUAAUCAGUUAUUAGAAGCACAGUUUAUGUAGAUCACAUCUUCCCAGCUGGGCUGGUUAUGAAAUGUUAGCCAGGGAUUUAAGCCAAAAUGAAUAAUGAAUAACAUUGGUGGAGUGGAGUAACAAAAACAAGAAAUCGAGUUAUCAGGGUAAAUUUCAGUGAAAUUUUGGGAAUUCUGAAAGGAAAUUUAGUUCAGGUUAUCUAAGUUUGAAUUAACUGUCGUGGGUAAAAAUGACUGAAAAGUGGGAUGAAAUCCAAGGGAAAUGGGACUUGGUUUGAGUAAGUGGGGAGUUCGAGUUAUCUGAGUUCGAGCUAUUGAGGUUCUUCUGUAUUUUAUGUUAUUAAAUAAAUGUACUACUGUAUGUUAGUGUGAUCAUUGCACAUGAAUAGACUUAAAAAUUAAUUUUGGGAUCAAUAAUAAUAUUAUUUAAUUAACCCAUUCGCUCCUGGAGAUUUUGCUGAAAAAUGCGUUUUGAAGCUAGUCGAGUGGUUUUCUGGUCACUGUCGUGCUAUAAAAAGUUAAAACUUACCACAAACUGGUUUACAGGUCGUACACUUCGUGGCUUUCUGAUCCAGAUGCAAAAUAUCAGCUUGUGAAGUUCGGGCAUGUGCAGAAAGCAAAAUUUCAAGAGAUAGUUUUUGGCUUUAAAAGUAACCCAGCAGUCUUGACGUUUACUCUUCGCUUUCCCUCCUCCCCUCAUUUUUUGCUUUUCUUGCCUCAUUUUUUUUUCUCUUGCUGGGCACUUAGUAGGCUUCGUUUUGGUGGGAACAGUUUUUCGGAAAGCUUUUAGGAUCUUAGGAUUAGGUGAAAGGAAAGGUAGGUGAGCAAUGAAACAAGAUUUUCAUGGAGAUUUUCAGGUCAAUGUCACAUGGUUUUUUGCUUCAUUCUCUGGUGUCCUUGACUGAAUUGUGCUCAUUCUGGUAUGGUUUGAAAGAUCUCUUCACUCUGCACUAGUUGGUGGACAAAGUUGUCCUUGACCAUUAAAACUGAUGAUGUCACAAAGGGUAGAAAGGACGUGGAUCUGCACGGGCGGUUACAGGCGGUUCAGGGGCAAAUGGGUUAAGAAGGGACAGGGACAAAAAGAAGGAUUUUGUGGAAAUAGACUGUGGUUUUCAAUUUAGCACUAAAUUUGUAAUUAUUGUGUUUAUUUCGUUAGAGGAUCUUGAGAUGAGUGCAUCACACUUCAGAGCAGGAUCGAGAAGAUUACAGAGAAAGCUAUGGUGGCAAAAUGUCAGAGUAAGUGAAAGGUGUUUGUAUUCUUUACCUUUGCAAGCACCAUAGAGGGAGGCUAAUAACCAUGGCUUUGCUCUUUCCACAUACUUAAUACUGUUUAGCUAAGUUAAAAUCCAUAAUAUUUUGAAGCUUUAGUAUAAAACUAUGAAUCACUUGCAUGUACUGUAACCUCAAUACCACUGCAUGUACAUGUAAGCGUCGUGAAACUGGCAAAAUGUGUUGCUAUAACAGGUUUACUGAGGCAAAGAAAGUUGACUGUGUUAUACAAAGGACUUUGUUAUUUAAGAGAUCGUUAAAUCCAUUCCACUGUACUGGGAGAAGAAUAUUGUUUGUUUUAAAGAGGACUUGAUUGGAUAGAGCUUUACUGUACUCAACUGGGGCAAAGAAUGUUGUUUGUUAAUACUGUCAGAAAAACUGAGGACAUCAUUCUACAUGUGUUGAGGCCUGUUGGUAGUUCAUUGUUAAUUCCUAAUGCUUGGUCUUUGCUUCUUUUGUUUCUUUUUUUCUCUUUGUUUUAGUUCAAGCUGAUCCUAGCUUUUAUUUUUAUCGUAAUUCUCAUUAUUAUAAUAGGUAAGUUAUUAUUUGCUGUAAUAAUAAUAUUAUAGUCAUUAUACAAACCUUACAUGGUGGUUGAUCCAUUUUUGUUUCAAUAUUUUAAGAUUCAUAAACCUUUUACGGGGCUUCUUAGUUAAUGUUAAAUUUUACUUUCUUACUGUACCUUCAGUAUGACCUAAUUAUAAUGUGCUGAGUACUGACUUUAGCUACGACACUGACAGUUAGCCCGGGGCUAGCGGAUUUUGCUAUCGGGCUAGUGAAUUCUGUUCUUAACUUGCCCGACGGGCAAGUGAUGUUUUUUGAGGAAUUUAAAUUGAAGAAGAACUGUGAAAUCAAUUCUGCUCGUCAAAAAGCUUUUGGGGCUAGUUGAAACGACAUGUGGGCUAGUAAAUGCUAGCUUCAGCUUGCCUGAAUAGCAAGCUGUAAAAAUGAUUUUCCUUGCACCCUGGUAUUGUUGAAAACCAAGGUAGAAAAAGGCCUGUCAUUAUACCGGGAUACGCUAACUGCCAGGAAUCACAGCAAGUUUGCUCCGAAAAAGUCCAAGCGAAAUUUUACACGCUUAGUUUAAAAUUGCUACAUUUAAACCAACAUCGUUAUAUCUGUUGUCUUAUUUGUCUUUGUAUCUAUUUACUCACUCAUUCAUUUUCUUGCUUUUAAUAGUUCCAAUUGUCCUUAAGAAUAAGAAGCAAUCCUGAGCAACCCUGGAAUUCAAACGUGGCAUUAUGCCACAGUGAUUUGAAGUAUAUGUUUUACUUUUUUUGGUCAUAUAAGACACUGUGGGUUUUAGUCUCUGGUAUAAAAUAGCACAACUUGGAUGUUUAACGUGAAGACUGCAGCUGAUUUCAGAAUAAUUAUAGGACAUACCUAUAGAUGGAUGUAAGUGGAAAUCUUUCUUAGUGGUGGUUUUUUUUGCUAAUAACAAAUGCAGCUGUUAUAUGCAAACUUUCGAAAUCUUUAUCCACAGCUUGUACAGUAAAUUCAAAAUUACAUUAUUUUCAAAAUACAAUCUAUGAUGUAAUUGAAGAUAAGAGAAAGGUUUGGAUCGAUUUUAUUUAGUAAAAGUUACAGAUAUUGUAUUAUUAUGAGUAGAAGAGAUACAUGUAUAGUACAGAUGCUAUUCCGUCCAAAUAUCUGUUUCAUUACCUCAUUCCUUGCAGCACCUCAUUUUGGUUUGUUGCAUAUUUGCCAUUUGUUUUGUUAGACUAGAGUUUGAAGGUGUGUUGUACAUCUAAGAAAUUAUAAUUUUCCUCCUUUUUAAAAGACAUAAAUCCAGGAAGUAUUUCUCACUAGCG
Messenger RNA from Porites lobata, 4949 nucleotides. The record is from the annotation of a GenBank genome assembly. NCBI's taxonomy places the organism in Eukaryota, Metazoa, Cnidaria, Anthozoa, Scleractinia, Poritidae.